AUGAUGAAUAGGAUAGAAAUACUGCUAUUUUUUAUAUUAUCAUUGAUAAUUUCGGUACGCAGUACUACGUACCAAUGUGAUCCAACUAUUCAAUGCGGUUGUUCAGCACAAUCAACUGUACUUAUCUCACGAAUUGUUGGUGGAGAAGCAGCAGCUGAUUAUGCAUGGGGUUGGAUUGUUUCUCUUCAAAGAUCACUUUCACACUCAUGUGGUGCAAGUCUUUUGACAUCUGAAUAUGCUGUAACAGCUGCUCACUGUGUAUACGACGUAAGUGAUAUAUCAAUAUUAUCCAUUCUUGCUGGUACUAAUUAUCUAUAUUAUCCAUCGGUUACAACUAUACAACGAAGAGCAGUUACUGGGGUUAUUAUACACCCUGAUUUUAAUUCAGUAACUAUUACAAAUGAUAUUGCUAUUCUACAAUUUGAUCCACUCAAUGUGUCAUCAAGCUCGAAACUUGCUUUUAUUUGUUUACCAAAACAAAAUCAAGAUCCAUUUCAAACCAAUUCGGCCCUUGUAGCAAUCGGAUGGGGAACUACAUCACAAUAUAGUAAAACUCCAUCAAGCUACCUUCAACAAGUAACAGUUCAAGCUUUUUCAUCAAGAUCCACAUGGUGUCAACAAUCAGGUAUCGCUAAUACAGCUGUAUCAUUUUGUGCGGGUAUUAUUGAUGGCGGUAAAGACACAUGUCGAGGUGAUAGUGGUGGUCCACUGAUGGCUUUUGUUAAUAACACUUGGGUGUUAGCAGGGCUAACAUCAUUCGGCUACGGAUGUGCUCAAGCGGGAUAUCCUGGCGUAUAUGCACGUGUGUCCGCAUUCAUUUCGUUUAUUAACUCAACCGUUGAUUUCUCGGUACUUACCACAGCAACACCACCGUCACAAACAGAAACAACAACAGCAGUUCUAAUUACGAUAACUUCAGGUAUAAAAAAUACCAAUCACUCGAUUCCUAGUGGCAAUGAUGGAAAUGCUAUAUAUAAACCAAUGACAGUCAUGAGACUUUGGUUCUCAGUAUUAAGCUGCUUUCUUUUAUGUUAUUUACUAUAA
Messenger RNA from Rotaria socialis, 1044 nucleotides. The record is from the annotation of a GenBank genome assembly. NCBI's taxonomy places the organism in Eukaryota, Metazoa, Rotifera, Eurotatoria, Philodinida, Philodinidae.